UUUUCCUUCUUUUUUCUCAAACUUCCAAAAACCUCAAACUUCAAGACGGUGAGAUCGUGAUCAAAGUAGACAUGGGAGGUCCAGGAUCAUCACCAUGUGCUUCCUGUAAGCUUCUACGAAGACGCUGUGCCAAGGAUUGUGUCUUUGCACCUUAUUUCCCUCCUGACGAUCCUCACAAAUUCGCCAUUGUUCAUAAGGUCUUCGGGGCAAGCAACGUCAGCAAAAUGUUGCAGGAGCUACCGGUUCAUCAAAGAGCAGACGCGGUGAAUAGUCUGGUUUUCGAAGCAAACGCACGAGCUAGAGAUCCGGUAUAUGGCUGCGUAGGAGCAAUCUCCUUCUUACAAAAUCAAGUCUCCCAGCUUCAAAUGCAACUAGCAGUGGCUCAAACCGAGAUUCUCUGCAUCCAAAUGCAACACGAAACAACUUUGCAGUCUCAUCAUCAAGUACUUGAACUAGACCAAGACGACAAAGCUCUCUUACCACACAGCAGUAAUAACAACAUCAAUAACUGCAACAACAGCUAUAACUUGGGCUAUGCCAUGUCUUCUGGGCAAUUGAUGUCUAAUUUUGCUUCUCCAAGCAGUAUAAUGCAGAUGCAAAUGCAAGACCCUCUUAAACAAGAGUCUCUUUGGACUUGACUUAAGCCAUUGUUAUAAAAUUACUCUUUCUUUUCUGGAAAAAUCAGUGAAGGCUCGAUGAGUUUGCUUCUUGGCUAUGUUGAAACAAGAGGAUAUGGGAACAAGUUUCGUGUAAGAAAAGUAAUAUAUAAGUCAAAAGCUUAAAUGCAUGCAUGUGAUGAGAUGUAGUUAGAAGUUUUAGAAUGAGAGAUCUGUUUC
Raphanus sativus (radish) is the source of this 836-nucleotide messenger RNA. RefSeq names its product LOB domain-containing protein 12-like. The transcript is spliced from 2 exons. NCBI's taxonomy places the organism in Eukaryota, Viridiplantae, Streptophyta, Magnoliopsida, Brassicales, Brassicaceae. The coding region runs from base 72 to 638 and encodes 188 amino acids. The record is from RefSeq and is a predicted model, not a curated record.